GCUUGUUUUAUCUCCUGGAUGACGUGAACGCAUCGCAAGAUCCCCUCGUCCAAUCACCGUUCGCGUACUGAUAACGGCCAAGUUUUGAACCAAAUUGCCAUUUUUUGUUUUUUACCGCGUUGGACACUUUUAAUUCGUUUGAAUGGAAGAUCAAAUGAAACAGCAACUGGCCAUGAACGGCCUCAGAUACAAACGAUCGCUGCGUCGAAUUAUAGACCAGUACUGCAAGCUGGAAUAUAAAGACGAGGCGAUAGAUGUGGACCUCAAUAACACCAGUGCAGACGACCUGGUGCACUACAUGGCGCUGUCGAAAAAGCAGUUACUGGAGAUCGAAUCAAAGAGCCUGUUGGAUUCAAGAGACGACCUAUUACAGUCACACAAUUGUUCCUGGUCUUCACAGCUGGACCAAACGCAACAAGAUGGCAGAAAUGAAACUUCUGUUUCUUGCUGGACGUUCACUGAUGAUGGUGAUGGAGUGUCAAUUGUGCGUUCUCAGCAGAGCUCGCUUGACGGCAGUCAGAGGAAUUUGUUUGAGACCGACGUCCUGCCCGAGGACCAUGACGAGGUGCUGGAGAUGAGCCUUAGAAGUCAAGGCACCACUUUGUCCGAGCUCUACCCCAGCAUGAUCGAGCGAAUCGGGCGGGCCAGUCACCGGUGGCACAUUUCCAAUGUGGCGGACGGUGUGCUCCAAAAGUACCGCAAGUGGCGACAGCAGUCCAACAGAGGCAACCACAUCCACAGUACGGUCAGGAACAACAGACAAACCACGAGCAAAAAAGUGACGGAGAAUCCAGGAUCCAAUUGUACCAGCUGCCAGCGCUCCCCUUUGAGGGAGCAGAACAUUCAGAACGCAAUGAACCAGACUUGUAUCCCUGCAUCUCUUAAACUUAAAAGCAAACUAAAUGAGACCUUCACUGUGGAAGAACAGCCAUCCUUAUUUGGCCUCAGUCCUUCAAAGUCUUCCACUUCCUCUUUGGGGACUUUGUCAGACCUUCCCUCAAACUCUAGAAGUCUCUCUCUUUCUGCUCCCAGAAAGCAGCCAUCCGUGUUUGUCCUCAGUCCUUCACGGUCUUCUCAUCCCUCCUCUGAAGCUUCCUCGGACAUGUUGCUAAGAUCCAGAAGGCUUAUGGGAGAGCAGCCAUCCUCGUGCUUCUUCAGUACUUCACAGUCUUCUGAUGCCUCUUCAGGAGUGUCUUUGGACCUACCCCUAAGGUCCAGAAAGCUUUUUCUCUCUGUUGACAGAAAUAAUCAGCAGUCCUCAUGUAGCCUUAGUCCUUCACGGUCACCUGGUCCCUCUUUAGGGGUGUCCUUGGGUCUGCCCCAAAGAUCCGGAGGGCUUUCUUUCUCUGCUACCACAGAGCAGCCACCCUCUUGGGUCCUCAGCCCUUCGCGGUCUUCCGGGUCCCCCCCAGAUCAGUCCCUGAGGUCCGAAAGGCUUUCUAGCGCUGCUGCCGGAGAGCAGUCAUCUUCGCUGGUCUUCAGUCCUUCGCGGUCUUCUGGUCCCUCCGCAGACUUGUCUCUGAGGUCUAAAAGGCUCGCACUCUCUGCUGCUCAAGAGCAGACGCAGCCAUCCUUGUGCGUCCUCAGUCCUUCGCGGUCUUUUGCUCCUUCCUCCGACCAGUCCCUGAGGUCCAAAAGGCUUUCUAGCGCUGCUGCCGAAGUGCAGUCAUCUUCGCGGUCUUCUGGAGACUUGUCUCUGAUGUCUAAAAGGCUCGAACUCUCUGCUGCUCAAGACCAGAAGCAGCCAUCCUUGUGUGUCCUCAGUCCUUUGCGGUCUUUUGGUUCCUCCACGGACCAGUCCUUGAGGUCCAAAAUACUUUCUAGUGCCGCUGCCCGAGAGCAGCCAUCCUCCUGGACCCUCAGUUCUUUGCAGUCUUCCGGUCCUACCUUGGAGCUUUCUUUGAGGUCCAAAAGGCUCACUCUCUUUGCUGCUGGAGAGCAGCAGCAGCCGUCCUUGUGGGUCUGUAGUCCUUUGCGUCCAUCUGAUCCCUCCUCAGACUUGUCUCUAAGUCCCAAAAGACUUUUUUCCUCUGCCAGCAAUGCUUCUGAAAGCACCGCAUUUAAAGAGCGACCCGACGUUGAUGGUUUCCCAGUAAAGCAGUGUCCCUUAAAAGAGGGGAUGGUGAACUGGGAAGGCCUCACAAGAUCACCUCAGUCCUUCUCCAGAAGCCCCAACUCUGCUAAUGUGUUAGACUACUUCAGGUCCCGGGCUUCCCCUCUCCGAAAGCUGCUUACGCCCCAGAUGGUCGACCCCAGGUCCUGCUUGCGCUCCCCUGCACAGGCCCGCAAUAAGCUCUGGCGGCACCUCUCAAUUGACUCUUCCAAGGCAUCGGGCUGCUUCACUUAUUCAGAAAAGGACCUGGAUGACGACUAUGCUAAGCAGUAUCACAAGUUUGUGUGCCAAAGCGAACUCUUCAACGGGCGCACCUGCCGGUUGUGCACCAGGAGUGCCGAUGCCUCCCGGCAUCAUUCCUCCCAAUCACUGGUGGCACUGGCAUUGUCACCCCAUCGCUUCGAGCUGAAGAAGCGCCACCGAGAGUUGGAGUGGGAGAACCUGUCCCGCUCCAAGCGCUGGAGUCCCUACUCUCCAGGGUCCAAGCGGCACAGAAAUGAGACGCUGAGACGCCGCCUCUGUUUGCGCGACACUGAGGCUCCUCAGGGUGGUGUCUUCGAGCAUAGCACGGUUCAAGGUUUCAACGGUCGGCCGCGGUUGGAAGAGGCCAUUGAGGCGCAUGGCUUGCCGGAGGAGUACCUACUUGGAAUUCCAGGAGAGGCAAAUAUGUCCGCAAGCAACUAAGGUAACUGAACUGUAAUGGUCACUCAAUGGGGAACAGGUGUCGAAAAUGUUGCUAACGUGACCCACCUCUACUGGACCGCUGUGAAGAUGUAAUUCAAUCUGCAUUUUACAUACAAAUAUUCUAUGCAUGUUCACUGUAUUUUCACCACAUUGUAAGUUUGUAGUGUUAGUAAUAAGUUAGUUCAAAUAAAAUGAGUGAAAUGUAAAAUGCCACU
Phyllopteryx taeniolatus (common seadragon) is the source of this 3012-nucleotide messenger RNA. RefSeq lists its product as uncharacterized. NCBI's taxonomy places the organism in Eukaryota, Metazoa, Chordata, Actinopteri, Syngnathiformes, Syngnathidae. The transcript has 9 exons. The record is from RefSeq and is a predicted model, not a curated record. Bases 143 to 2797 code for a protein of 884 amino acids.